Molecule: messenger RNA, 4718 nt
Organism: Phytophthora nicotianae INRA-310
Lineage: Eukaryota; Oomycota; Peronosporomycetes; Peronosporales; Peronosporaceae
Exons: 1
Coding region: 140-4534 (1464 amino acids)
Biological process (GO): nuclear-transcribed mRNA catabolic process, 3'-5' exonucleolytic nonsense-mediated decay
Cellular component (GO): Ski complex
Molecular function (GO): ATP binding; nucleic acid binding; RNA helicase activity
Source: RefSeq, a predicted model, not a curated record
CAGCGCCAGCUCAUCCGCUUCAUCUGCCGCCGUCAUGCUCUUUUCCUCUCGUUCGCGAUAUUCGUAACUGAAGCUGGAGGGUACAAUUGAAGGUUACGGAAUACUGUAACCUAGAUACUAUUAGGAUACGACAAUAUCCAUGGACGGCAAGAUGGCGGCGGUGGAGCGCGUCUUGGCAGAGCUCUCACGGCUGAACGAGGAAGCUGCGGCAUCCCCCACCACGGUAUCUUCUACGCCUACGUCUAACGCCGCUCUGGACCAAUUCUCCGUGCUUUCUGCCUCUUCGUUAGCCCCCGAAGCUGUGGUGAUCGUACCCCACAAGUCUUCACAACCUCUUCCCCCAACAUCUCCAUUUGCGCUGCCCCCUGUGCGCCUCACAUCCCCAUAUGGAGACCGAUCGACGGUGCAGAAAGAGCUUGAGACAGUGGCACAUCCGUUGUUCGCAUUGGAGCGUCUAGGACCAUUUCCUCGCGGCUGGAAGGACAGUAACCCGGAAAGUAACCCCAAGGUUACGGUUCCACAGAGUCGACUUCUGGCUCAAAUGCCCAUGUCCGCGCCCCGGCAGGAGCUCGUCCCAAAGCGGAAUUCAAUAGUAAAAGAUCCAUUAAAGAUCCAGUACGAGUUUCGAGCCGUGGACGUCUCUAGGACCGGAGCAGACGCAGGAUUUAGCAGUGCGCUGACCAAACAAGACGAAUACGCCCGAGGAAAGAUGAGUAACAAGCCCUACUCCCCUGGAGGAGACUCAUUGGCUGAACUGGAGCCGGAGAAGGUCGAGGAAGAGCUGAGUCCGAUGCAAAGGCUGCUAAUGAAGGAAGAGGAGCAGCAGAGGAACCUAUUGGUGCUUGGAGAUGGAGAAGAACUGGACGAAACACUGUUGGAGAGUCUCGUGUUUGAUGUUCCAGGUAUUAACGGCUGCUUAACUGCUGAAGACGUGAAGAAGAUCGAGAAGAAGGAGGUGGAGACAGUUGACGAAGUCGAGAACGUCGGAGUGAACCCGAAAAACCUGCUAAAACCGUAUUUUGAGGCGGUGGCGGAUAAGGACCAUGUAGCAGCGAUCAGGAGUGCUGUGCUGGACGAGAAAGCUGCCAAUGCGAUGAGACAGAAUGAUGACAACACGACAGUUGGACUGGAUCAAUUGUUACGUGAGAUGGAGGACGAUGGAGAGCUCAUGGAGUUGGGAUUCUCAGUUGAGGAUGAAGAAGAGGAAGGUGACAACACUGAACAACAGAAUGGAGAUCCUGAUGUUGCAUCAAGUGCAGUGGAAGCAGCUGAUAAGAGCGUUAAAGCGGCGUCUGGACUGGAAGGAUCCUCUACUGACGAUGAUAGCAUCGAAGACCCGGAGACGGCAUUGGAGACGAUACUGGACUCUGCCUCAGAGUCGAGUACACUGACGUUGCAGAAGCGAACAAGCCCCACGUCCGAGUGGGCGAGUAUGGCGAGUGUCGAUGUGCGCAACUUCCAUGAGAAGGUUCCUGAGAUGGCUAUGAAGUACGAGUUUGAGCUGGAUGUGUUUCAGAAAGAGUGUGUCAUUCAUCUGGAGCGCCACGAGUGCGUAUUCGUGGCUGCUCACACCUCUGCUGGUAAGACUGUGAUUGCAGAAUACGCCAUCGCGAUGUCCCAGAAGCACAUGACGCGCACUAUUUACACGUCGCCUAUCAAGGCCUUGUCUAACCAGAAGUACCGUGACUUCCGCACCAAGUUUGGACCCGACAAUGUCGGUCUUAUUACAGGCGAUGUCAGUAUCAAUCCGGAGGCCAGUUGUCUAGUUAUGACGACGGAGAUCUUGCGCUCUAUGCUGUACCGUGGAGCUGACAUUAUCCGGGAUAUCGAGUGGGUUAUCUUUGAUGAGAUUCACUACAUUAACGACAGUGAACGUGGUGUGGUAUGGGAGGAAGUGAUCAUCAUGCUUCCUGAACACAUCGGUAUGGUCUUCCUCUCGGCUACUACGCCGAACCAUUUGGAGUUUUCUGACUGGAUUGGGCGUACAAAGAAGCAGAAGAUCCACGUGAUCUCUACCUACAAGCGUCCUGUCCCUCUCCAGCACUUCUUAUAUGCUGGAAAGGAGCUCUUUAAGCUCUAUGACGCUACCUCUGGAUAUCUACCAAACGCUCAUGGUGCAGCCAAGGCCAAGCUCGCCCCAGCGUCGGAUAAAUCGAAGGCUGGUCGAGGUGGCAGGGCUGUUGCUCGCGGUGGCGGUAGUAGUGCCAAUGCCCGUAGUAUCCGCACAUCAGGAGGUGAUCAGGGCGAAUGGACCAAGCUGAUCAACACGUUGAAGGACAAGUCGUUGCUUCCAGUGGUGGUCUUUGCCUUCAGUAAGCGCCUGUGCGAAGAGAGUGCCAGCAAGUUAGCCAAGCUUGAUCUGAGUACCCCUUCCGAGCGGUCAGAGAUUCACCUCUUCCUUGAGUCAAGCGUGCAGCGACUACAAGGAUCAGACCGUGAAUUACCUCAGGUAUUGACUAUGAAGGAGAUGCUUAAACGAGGCAUUGGCGUUCAUCACGGUGGCUUACUUCCGAUUAUCAAGGAGAUGGUCGAGAUCCUGUUUGGUCGUGGUCUAGUGAAGGUUCUCUUCUCGACAGAGACGUUCGCUAUGGGUGUGAAUAUGCCUGCGCGUACAGUGGUGUUUAACGGGAUUCGAAAGCAUGACGGCAAGAACUUCCGUGAUCUUUUACCUGGAGAGUACACUCAGAUGGCUGGACGUGCUGGACGUCGUGGUCUGGAUUCGGUAGGUACUGUUAUCAUCGCGUGCUGGAACGAUGUCCCCGAACCCACAUCGUUGAGGACGAUGCUGGCGGGAAAGGCGACGUCACUCUCCAGUCAAUUCCGCUUGACGUACAAUAUGAUCCUGAACCUCUUGCGAGUGGAAGUUCUAACCGUUGAGGACAUGAUGAAGCGUUCGUUCUCGGAAUUCCACACUCAGAAGGCUCUUGCCUCGAAAAACAUUCCAAAGUUGAUUCAGAAGGCCAAGAAGUUGUUACAGCAGCUUGAACGUUCACUUGUUGAGGACUACCCACAUCUCGAGGCUAGUGGCGAACUGGCGCAGAUGCAGGAGUUCUACCAACUCAAACGCGAUAAGCGUGAGCUGGAGAAAAAGCUGACCAAGUGGCUACUAGCGAACAACAUCCAAGCUGCCAAGAACGCGAUUGCACCUGGACGCAUCGUAAUUCUCAACGUGAAGGGGUUAUCAUCCGAUCAACUGGCAUUAGUUGUGCGUACAAAUGCUGCUAUGGUGAAUGAAGGCGCCACUGCUCGAUCAAAGCUCUCGUUUGAAACAGAACUUCAGAGUACAAGUACCAGUGAUGCAGGUCAGAAGGGAGUCUUCAAGUCGAUCAUGGUCAUCACUCUCUGUCCUGAUGACUACGAGCCUCCUAAAGUGGAGAUACCAUCAGAGACCAAGAAGAACCUUCACACUUUAAUGGGUGGUCGUAUGCUACGUAGCAAGAAAGACGACGAUGAUCUCAUGUUCGGACGCGUGAGUAAGAAAGGGAAAGCUGAAAGUCAAGAAAGUGCGCUUACUGCACCGGCGACUGCUACGCUGCUGGGUCGGAAAUAUGCUGUGUUGGAGGUACCUGAGAGUUGUGUUGAGAGUGUGACGUCUAUUGUAGCGUCGAAUGUGAACACCAAGACUCUGGUAUCUUCCUCGUCGAAGAAGGAACUCGCUAGUAGCAUCGAGUUCCUAACUCAACUCGAGAAAGACACUGCAACAACGCAGAAGGCAGCGAUCACUUACGUUGACUUGAUGGGUGAACUUAAGGUCAAUGACCUCGAAGUCGCGACGGGUUAUACUCAAUGGCAGCAGAUGUACUCGAUGGUACUUAGUCACCCUUGUGCCACCGACUCACCGUCCGUGUCUCGUGUCAUGGGAAAAGUGGAGAAGAUCUUCAAGCUCAAGGCCUACUUGGUGCGUAUGACUCGUGAGUUGUCGAACGAUUCGCUCUCGCUCUUCCCGGACUUCCAGCAACGUCUGAGUGUGCUGAAACGACUCGGAUACAUCUCAGAAGACGGCGUUGUGCAGGUUAAAGGACGAGUGGCAUGUGAGAUCAACACGUGCGAGGAACUCGUGCUGACCGAAAUGAUCUUCGAGAAUGUAUUGGCCAAUCUGGAGCCUGAAGAGAUCGUUGCUGUGCUGUCUGCGCUUAUCUUCCAAGAGAAGUCUCAAUCCGAGCCAACACUGACUCCAACGCUAGAGAACACUCGCGAGAUCGUCAAGAACAUUGCGGAAUCAUUGGGCCUCAUCCAGCUAGAGCAGCAUCUUGAAAUCGACCCUGCAGUCUACUGCAAGGGUGCGCUCAACUUCGGAUUGAUGGAGGUUGUGUACGAGUGGGCACGAGGCAUGCCCUUCAAGCAGUUAUGCGAGCUCACAGACGUGCAGGAAGGCUCCAUUGUGCGCUGCAUCACUCGUCUUGAUGAAGUUUGUCGUGAAGUUCGCAAUGCCGCGCGUGUCAUCGGAGACCCGCAGCUAUAUCGCAAAAUGGAAGUUGCCUCUGAAGCCAUCAAGCGCGACGUCGUGUUUGCCAGCAGUUUGUACCUGUCCUAGUCGGAGAAAAACCCAGUUAAAAGCGUAGUCUUGUCAGCUGUAUCGAUCUAUUAUACUCGACUUCUAACUAGCCGAAGCGUACGUGCGAACUCCCGGUAGUCUUUGAAACAUGACGUGAAGCGGUUGGCACUGCAUUGUGCACUGACGCUUGGCUAGCAGGUUGCUGGACGUUUUCUGACUGUCG